Molecule: messenger RNA, 2328 nt
Organism: Coffea eugenioides
Lineage: Eukaryota; Viridiplantae; Streptophyta; Magnoliopsida; Gentianales; Rubiaceae
Product: scarecrow-like protein 23
Exons: 1
Coding region: 42-1835 (597 amino acids)
Biological process (GO): regulation of DNA-templated transcription; leaf development; bundle sheath cell fate specification
Cellular component (GO): nucleus
Molecular function (GO): sequence-specific DNA binding; DNA-binding transcription factor activity
Source: RefSeq, a predicted model, not a curated record
GGCCGAUCCAAUCCGGUUUUCAAAGCAGUGGUACUAAGCACAUGAGUAGAGAAAAUUGUUUGUUUAAGGCAUAUGCACCACCCCACAGGCUGCUUGUGACAAAAUGUGCAUAUACGUUUUGUCAAUUUCUCCUCGAUAAGUAUCCUCAUAAAGUUCUUCGCCUUUUGAUUCUCUCUUCUCCCUUCCUCCCUCCUCACGAGCCAUAUAAUCCAUCCCCCCCAAGAUACAGCCCACAAGCCCAGUCUCUCCCUCUCCCUCCUCCCUCUUUCCCUGUCCACACAAACCAGGCAAUAAUCUCACCACUCCCUACUGCUCUCUCCAGUUCAAUUACCGCUUCCAAUUCAAUCUAUCCAUCUAUCAUGCUCCAGAGUUUGCUCCACUCCAAUUCCACUGCUACUUCUGCUUCCAACCCCAUUAAUUCCGUUCCCAUUCCCAUUCCCCUUCCCCCCAGCAGAAACGCUCGUCCCUCCUCCAACUCCUCCUCCUCCUCCUCCUCCUCCACCUCCAUGCAGUCCAAGCGCUCCUCCUCCGCCCACCACGACGACCCCUCCUCCUCCUCCUCUUCCCUCCUCAAACGCCGCCGCUCCUCCCUCGGCCCCGACAACCCUUCCACCUCCGCUGACAGAACCACCGACUUAGACAACGAGGACGACGACGUUGCCGAGCUCGAAGCCGCCGCCGCAGCCGCCUCCUUGGGCGGAGCAGCAGCUGGCGACACCGAGUCCUCCGGCCUCCGUCUCCUGGGCCUCCUCCUGCAAUGCGCCGAGUGCGUGGCCAUGGACCGUCUCGACGACGCCAGCAACCUCCUCCCCGAAAUUGCCGAGCUCUCGUCCCCCUUCGGCUCCUCCGCCGAGCGCGUGGCGGCUUACUUCGCUGACGCCCUCUCCGCCCGAAUCGUGAGCUCCUACCUGGGGACCUACGCCCCGCUCACCAUCAAGUCCCUCACCAAAUCCCACAACCAGAAGCUCUUCAACGCGCUCCAGACCUACAACUCCAUCAGCCCCCUCAUCAAGUUCUCCCACUUCACAGCCAACCAGGCCAUCUUCCAGGCCCUCCACGGCGAGGAUCACGUCCACGUCAUCGACCUGGACAUCAUGCAGGGCCUCCAGUGGCCAGGCCUGUUCCACAUCUUGGCCUCCCGCCCCCGCAAGAUCAAGUCCCUCAAGAUCACCGGCCUGGGCUCCUCGAUGGAGCUGCUGGAGUCCACGGGGAGGCGGCUGUCGGAGUUCGCCGGCUCGCUGGGACUCCCCUUCGAGUUCAACCCGGUGGAGGGCAAAAUCGGGAACGUCAAGGACCUGGGUCAACUGCGGGUGAUGGCCGGGGAGACCAUCGUCAUCCACUGGAUGCACCAUUGCCUGUACGACAUCACCGGGAGCGAUUUCGGGACGCUGAGGCUGCUGACCCUGCUGAGGCCCAAGCUGAUCACCAUCGUGGAGCAGGACCUGAGCCACGGGGGAAGCUUCUUGGGGCGGUUCGUGGAGGCGCUGCAUUACUACUCGGCGCUGUUCGAUGCGCUGGGGGACGGAUUGGGGACGGACAGCGUGGAGAGGCACACGGUGGAGCAGCAGCUGUUGGGGUGCGAGAUCAGGAACAUCGUGGCGGUGGGGGGCCCGAAGAGGACGGGGGAGGUGAAGGUGGAGAGGUUGGGGGAGGAAUUGAGAAGGAUCGGGUUCCGGCCGGUGUCGCUGGCGGGGAACCCGGCGGCCCAGGCGAGCUUGUUGCUGGGGAUGUUCCCAUGGAAAGGAUACACGCUGGUGGAGGAGAACGGGUGCUUGAAGCUGGGAUGGAAGGAUUUGUCUUUGUUGACGGCCUCCGCAUGGCAGCCGUCCGAUUGAGGAUUCAAUAGUAGAGCAGUUAGCACUUAGUUAGUAGGAGUGUCGCCUUUUCCUCCCACUUUCCACCACCAGAUCAAUGAUCAAUGAUCAAUGAUCAAUGAUCAAUGAUUGAUGGUAGAUGAGAUGAGAUGAUAAUGGAACAUGAUUGGUUGGAUGGAGCCUCGGAUUGCGUGCGUAACAUUGGUUUCGGUUGGACGCGAACGUACCAAAUACCAUAAGUAGAAGAUAUUACUGUACGAGGUCACGAGGGGACUCUAUAUGGCAGAAAAAGACAUUCUUUCCUCGAUCUCAAUCAUGCUGCUGCUGCCGCUGCCUACGAUUUUAGGAAAGAACCAGACGUGAAAUUAAUUAUUGAAGACUAUUUUUCAGGGAACGUAUAGAACCCACUACCGCUGGAAAAUCAAAAUGGGCUAUGUUUUGUUCAUUUUGUUGUACUUCCUUCUUUUCUAUUUUGCUUCCUUGUUUAAACAUUCAAGGAUGAUUUUUUUUUUCC